UAUUGAAAAGUUUAAUACAUAAAGGGCACAGACAUGACUCUCAUUGACACUAGAACAGAUACACACAGAGCAUUAGAACCCCAGUAGGGCAUGGGACAGAUAAGUAAACUUAGAGAAGUUAUUAAUCACCUUAUGAGCAUUGCAUUAUUGAAGGGAUGAAACGUACACAUGGGGAUUUACUAAAAGUUGGGGUAAUGAUGAAACUCAGAAUCCCUGGUAACACAAAAUGAGAAAUUUAAACAUCUGCUGUUUCUGACCCUGGUACACUGCUCUUGGGUAUCCUCCUGACAUGUAUGUAACUGUGUGGGUGCAAAUAUGUGUGACUCUGUAUGCAGAUAUGACAAAUAAUCUGUCUUUUAUCUUUUUCAGUGCGGCUACAUAUAGACCAGUGGCAGCUACCUCAGUUCAUGCAUUGAAGCUAAUAGUAAGAUGCUAGCUCUAAACGUGCAGCACUAAACCAUCCAUACUGCGAUAAUUCAGUGUGAGCAAUUUGUAGUUACUUUCAAAUGGAAGAAAAAUAAAAAUGAAUGCAGUGUGGAGGAGAAAGCAGCAAAGGAUUCUGUCAUAAUCUUAACUGCAUUGGGAAAAGGGGGGAACAUAUAGCUUAGCAGAGCUAAAUUGUUAACUCUCCCAAAGAAUGAACCCCCCCAAAAAAGAGAGAAUCUAAAUUAUCAGAUAUUUUGGAGGGAAAGAGGCUAAAGCCUGAUCUCCUAUAAAAUGAUCAAACCUCAAUUUAGAAAAAUGGAGCAUAAAUUAUCUUUCCUGUGUGUGGCAGGGUCCAGUUGUCUGUGGAUUGACAUAUUUAAAUUACUCAAAUGCAUACUCUAGCAAAAACUGCAGAGCUAAAUGACUCUAUUCUAGUUCUGUUCUAGUUCCAGUGUGAAGAGGUAGAGUUUGAAGCACUGAGGAGGGACAUGCAGUCUUUACUAUUUAUUUCUUAUUUGCGAUAUUGCCUGUGCUUAAUGAUGCAGUGCAAGCACCAUCGAUUAGGGAAUUAAUCAUCUUUAACUUUUAAUCACAUUUUCUGUCCUCAAAGAAAAAAUUAACCAGACACUAAAUGCAACUCUAAGACUAGAGUUUGAGGCAAAAAUAAAUAAAGUAGUUAAGCCAUGAGACACAUACCUUUGGCUGCUUUUUUAAAAAACAAGACUGCAUCUCUUAGCCCAUGAUUGAGCUGCACUGGCAUGUCUUUCACAUUCAGCAUAGCCAAAACAUUUUUCUUGCCCUGACAGUAGGCAACUAAUUCAUUACUCCAUUGAUUACUAUACAGAUGGAGCUCACAGCCCCUCUAUUCAGAUCUAAUCAAUGAGUUGUUGUGGUUUGCUCCUUGGACUGUAUCAGUAUUAAUUACUACAAAUCAAUGAAGAUGUUUUGCAUCAUAAUAAGAAGAAGGAAAAAAGGAAAAAUAUAAAAAGGAACUGAGAAAGGUUGGAAUUCUGGUUGGAAAGUUGGAAAAUCUUUGUCCCUAUGAUGGAGGUAAUUCAAAGACAUGAUUUCAUUUUCGUUUUCCAAAACAGAAACUGGCAUUCUUUGAACACAUGUAGUUUGUGUGUGUUUUUUUUAUUGCAGUAAAUUGGCUUGGAGACAAGUCAGCAUCUUAUCUUUAUCCCUCACACAACAUAGCCAGAACACAGAGUACCAAUCUCCAAAUGACUAAGCAUCACUCAGUCUGUCUUUCACAAAGCAGAAAUUUAGUUCAUAAUGAAUUAGUGCUGGGAUGUGCGUGUGUGUGUGUUCAGGCACUUGUGGGUAUUUGUGUAUGAGGAAGGAAGGGACAAGGACAGGAACAGAGAGAAAGAGAUUCCGUGAGCAUGUGUGUACAAGUGUGUGUUUGUGAGGAGCUGUGGAAGGGAACUGUCUGUCAUUGACAGUGACAGGCGAGGGUGGAGGGAGCUGGUGUGGGGAUAGCAGCAUCCUCUGCUGUAAUGCUGACUGACACGGUGCCUGGUGGAACUGUUACUAAGAGAGAUGGCCUGCGACACAACUGUCCAAUCAAUACCAGUCAGCAGCUUUCACGUGUUCAUGCACAGAUAAGAGUGUCAUGUGCAUCACUUCGAGGCAAGAAAGCAGACCAGGAAGGGUCCACUGGGGCAUGGGCUGUGUGCCUGGAUCCCAAUUAUAACCUGAUCCGCAGGAUAGAGAGCAGACACUGCAGGGUGUACUCUUUUGGGUUAGGAAUGGAUGACCGGUCCCUGGAAAGUUCUCUCGCCCGAUCAGGCUGUGAAGUCCACUGUUUUGAUCCCAGCCUUAAGCAGCCUCACCUGCAACAAGCUGAAAUGUGGCUCCAUCGUCUUUCUGUAGAUUGGAGGGAUCCCAGCCCGGCCGUUGUUGCCCAGCGUCAGUAUGCCAGCACGAAGAAACUAGCCACCAUACUUAAUGACUUUGGACACAGAGAGGUGGAUGUACUGAAGGCUGAUAUGGAGAGUGCAGAAUGGAAGAUUUUGGAAAAUUUGAUCCUCGAAGGAGUCCUGGACUCAGUUGGACAGCUGCUGCUGGAGCUUCACCUGCACUGGGCAGGCUUUGAGGUGGGUGGCGAUGAGCCAUCUGUGGUGCGGUACUGGUACAGCCUGCUGAAGGAGCUUGAACACUCCGGCUUCCACCUCUUCCACGUCCACAGCGAUCCUGCCAAACCUCACGUUUUUCUACAGAAGAAUGUGCUUAAUGCCAGCAGUGCUUACACCUUGAGCUGGGUGAAUACUCAGUGGAGGCCUUUAGGGAAACCAGAUGGAACUCAAAAAUAACUUUUUACCAUCGCUGAUAACUGGAAAUCUGAAUGUGUAACAUGGACUUUCUAGGGCACAGCUCUCUUCAAAUACACUGCUCUUAUCUGGCCUGACCGUUGGAAAAAAAAAAGUAAAAAUCUCUGCUCCUACUUAUCCUCCUGCUCAUCCUCUGCUGGCCUGUGAUGACCUAAGCCAAGUAAAGGAGCAGCAUAAUUAUCUCCAGAGGCUCUGUGUUCUACCUCAUAGUGGCUGUAUUAUUGGCUGCAGGAAAGCUUCUGAGUCACCGUCACAAUCAUCAAGGUCCUAUCUAAGCCUGGCUCAGUCCUACCCGACAGUAGACAGCAGAAGUCCAGAGACCACGCAGCUCACGAGCUAAAUUAUGAAUUCAAGGAAGUGGAUACAGUGUUACAGGGUCACUGACAGUGAGUGAAUAUUUUAAGGAGGCGGGAAAGAGACGGGAUCUGCUCCUGAAGAAGUAGUUUCCAUGCAUCAUCACAGCAUGACAAUGUGAUAAAUGGGACUCUACACUUGUACAGAGUUUGCUUGUUGGAUAUUUAAAUGUGGAUAUGUGUGCAAGUAAGAGAAAAACAACUGUAAUUCCACAGUUUCUGGAAUUAUAAUAGAAACCCCCCCCCAACAAUUCACACAUAAGAAUUUUACACCAUCAGUUCCUUUCCUCCACCAGCUUUCUCGUGUUCAGCUGGCGUUUGUCUGUUCAGCACCGCAACACUGCCAACAAUCAGGAAAAGUAGCACUUUAAAAUAACCACAUUAUUCAGUUAUUGAAAUUUACCAAACUUUUUGAUGAUGAACCAAAUUUCUCCUCAUGAUUUUGAUUUUAAAGAAUAAACACUUUGGGGGGGGGGUUUCCCAAAAGAAGGAGGGCUUCGUUUUUUAAAAAGGUGGACUUUAGGUUGUUUAUUUCCACAAAGAGAUGGCCAUACAGCUGAAAACAAAGAAUAUUUCUUUAUCACGAAUAUGAAAGGUAUACUGCCAGAACAUUGGAAAAUACAGUAACAAAAAAAGAAGAAAAAAAAACAUUAAAAAUAACAAGGUACCCCCUGUAAUACUUCUUCUGCAGUAGGAACAAUCCUUUGAAAGUUCUUGUUUGUACAGAUAUUACAUGACUAAGUAUUUUGAUCUUUCACAGGGUAAAAAAAAUACAGCUGUACAAUCAGACUGGAUACCAGUCCUUUGGCUUUGACUCAAAAACAGUUCCAGACCAUGAGAAAAUUGGCCUCCUCCUUUUUAUUGAACCAGUCAGGUCAUGUUCAUUAUUUCCAGAAACCCCUCCUCA
Messenger RNA from Oreochromis niloticus (Nile tilapia), 4019 nucleotides. It is a transcript of the gene mettl24, whose product is annotated as methyltransferase like 24. The coding region runs from base 1926 to 2741 and encodes 271 amino acids. The record is from RefSeq and is a predicted model, not a curated record. The transcript has 4 exons. Lineage: Eukaryota; Metazoa; Chordata; Actinopteri; Cichliformes; Cichlidae.